AUGAGUACUAAAUUGUGGAUAGCAGGGCUGAAUCCAUUCUCACCCGAAUCAAACUGCGCUCUGCAAGAUAUCAACCUCAGCUCGGUGUUGCCCUUGGAAGAGCGCUCACCUAAAUUCAUAAUUAGCUUCGGACCACUGCACGCCUUCAUCGCGCAAGAUAAUAAGCUCUACACCUUCUGCGUUCUCUCUGAACAACGAAAAAGUGUCGGGUUUGAGGCGGACAUCCUCUCGCUGGCAGCCAACAGCAAGUUCUGCCUUGUUCUCCUGGCGUCAGGCCGGCUGUUGAAGUAUGACCCAUCAGUGGACGUGUCCGUGCCGGUGGUCGGGUUUCUUGGAAUCGAAGGAAACGAACCGAAAACUGUGAAGGACGAAUCAAUCACCCAUCUGGCAUGCGGGGAAUGUGUCACACUCGCGUGUACAUCGACUAAUGCCAUUUACAACAUCCCGAACCAUACGGCCACCCUCCCGAAACACGUGAAAAUAAGCAAAGUGGUGGCCGGCUUCGAGCAUUGCCUGUUGCUCACGACAAACGGAGACGUCUACAGCUGGGGAGGCGGACUCCGCGGUCAGCUUGGGAACGGUGAAAUCGUGGCCAUCGUAGAUCAACCCCACCUAGUGGAAGCUUUGGCGGGAGUGAAGAUAGUAGACAUUGCUGCGGAAGGAUGGCACUCGGCAGCCGUGUCCUCGUUCGGGGAUCUAUACACCUGGGGUUGGAACAACCAGGGCCAACUAGGAUUGCUAGAUCACGAAUACGAUGGGCGGGUAGUGUCUCAACCCCAGAUCGUAUCAUUUCCGGGUAAUGCAGACGCAACAGUGACCAGGAUUCACUGUGGCAUUGGACACACGGUUGCCGAAGUAACUACGGUCGAUGGGACGCAUGAGGUGCUGAUCGCAGGAUGGAACUUGGAGAAGCGUUUCGAUUACAGCCGUGCUCCAUCGACACCGGCUUUCGAUGGAUUCCGGAAGCUACCCCAACCAGCAGCACCAGCCGAUGCAAUCGAAGUAGGCGCUGGUCCGAACCUGGUUUACUUCCUGCAGCGAGCAGCGUGCGCUGAAAAAUGA
Molecule: messenger RNA, 1062 nt
Organism: Anopheles nili
Lineage: Eukaryota; Metazoa; Arthropoda; Insecta; Diptera; Culicidae
Product: E3 ubiquitin-protein ligase HERC2
Exons: 3
Coding region: 1-1062 (353 amino acids)
Source: RefSeq, a predicted model, not a curated record